This is a messenger RNA of Falco peregrinus (peregrine falcon), 5168 nucleotides long. RefSeq names its product zinc finger and BTB domain containing 14 (gene ZBTB14). Gene Ontology annotation, molecular function: DNA-binding transcription factor activity, RNA polymerase II-specific; protein binding; RNA polymerase II cis-regulatory region sequence-specific DNA binding. Bases 1817 to 3163 code for a protein of 448 amino acids. The record is from RefSeq and is a predicted model, not a curated record. The transcript has 4 exons. NCBI's taxonomy places the organism in Eukaryota, Metazoa, Chordata, Aves, Falconiformes, Falconidae. Gene Ontology annotation, biological process: regulation of transcription by RNA polymerase II. Gene Ontology annotation, cellular component: nucleus.
GCGAAAACAAAACCAGCUUACAUACCCACUGUAUGCAAGCUUUUAAAUUUGUGCCAAGUGCAGGUGUGCACUGUCUCAUGAUCCAUUAGGUCCACACACGCCAGGGACGCUGGCCAGAUGCCCGAGUGUGGUUGAGUUACUCUCACGACACAGCUGCACACGGUAUUUAUCGUCCGGCUGGUCCCGCUCAUAUACUGCCUGUUCAGGGGGCUCAGAACAAGCACCACCUGUCAGAUUCAUUAAAUCCGAUUUAAAGUUGUCCUUGAGCUCCCUGUGCAAGUUAAACAAUCCCUAAUUAAAUACAUGAUCAAAGACUUUUCCAUGAGCAGUAACCAAUCAUUACUUAAUAAACUUUCACCACAGUGCAUUACACAACCACAUCACAGAGGUGACUCAGGAAGGGGCAGGAGUUAUCAACCUGGCGAAAAGUCACCGCGUUGCUCCCAGAGUAUGAUUCUGCUAUUCCGGUAACCUGUUUAAAUGGCUGUAAUUUCCAACACAACUAGUUAUUACCUUGAGAUUUCAUUUUCUUUUCUAGCAGAACUGCUGCCUUUUACAUUAAGAGCAACAUGUUCAGGUUUUGUUUAUCCACAGAUCUGUUAAGCGAACGCUGUGCCGUCAGGCUAGCGCUGUGUGAACUGCUUCUGGGAAAAAAAUGGGAGGUGGAAGAUGAGUGGUGCAGUAACAGCUUUUCUUUCUUUCUGUUGAUCGUGUUAUUUUGCUAAAAAUCACCCCCCCAGGUUUUUAAGCAAGGGAGCAGUGACCGCCCGCCGCGGAUUGCAGCCGGCAGCCACCUUUCCCCGUCAGUGCCGCGCAGAGGACGCUGCGGACGCGGAGGGGCCGAAGCGCGCCGCGACCCGUAACCGCGGCCCCGCGCGGCAGCACGGCCGCCACCCGCGGCGUCCGGCUCUCUGACGGCCGGGAGCGCCGCCGACGCUCGCCCGCGAGAUCACCGAUUUUUAAAAUUCCCGCCUAAACUCAGCCCCCAGCCCCGCCCCCCGCGGGGCCCCGCCGCUCCUCGCGCGGAACCGCGGCACGGGCGCUGCAGGAGCCGAGCGCGACACCCCGCUGCCGCCUCUGGCUUCCGCGCCGCCGCCGGGGGCGAGCGCCCCUUCCCGCCCGCGGGGCGUGCCCGGCGCGCGGCCCCGCCCCUCCGAGCGCCGCUCAACGGCCUCGGCGCCGGCCGCCUCGGGCCCCUUCUCCCGCCUGGCGGCUGCGCUCGCCGCCGUGCGAGGGGGCGGGGACGCCGGGCUCGCACACGCGGGCGCAGGCGCGGCGAGGCGGGUGCCCGCGGCGCGGCAGGAGCGACUCCGCGGCGCCCGUUCGGCGAGGGCCGCCCUAAGGCGCCGCCGUGCGCGCCCCCGGCCCCCUCCCCCGCCCGUCCGCCGCCGCCGCCGCGCGGGCCCCCCGAAAAGGGAGAUGGGUCCGGCGCGCUCCCCUCCCCACCUCCUCCGCCUCCUCCACGCUCCCCGGCACCGGCGCGCCCUGCUCGCACCGCGCAUGCACGUACCCCCGCCCCCGGGGCGCGCGCGCGCACUGAGUGCUCGUGCAGGAGGCGGCGGUGACGGCCAGAGAGACGCGCGCAGACCCCCCCCCCAGCCCCCCUCCCCAAAUUCCCCCCCUCCUCCCUCCCUCCCUGCCCCCCCUCCCCGGCCCCCUCCCGCGCGGCGGCAGCGGCGGCAGCGGCAGCCCCCCGCGCUCCCCGGGAAGUGCGGUUCCGCGCGCGCGCGGGCGGCAGGCUCAAGGCAGCCCAUUGUAAGGGCUAAUCUGUCAAAUAUUUAACAAUCAUUUGUUCAGAAAAUUUCCUGCAUUGUUCAUGGAGUUUUUCAUCAGUAUGUCUGAAACCAUUAAAUAUAAUGAUGACGAUCACAAAACCGUGUUUCUGAAAACAUUAAAUGAACAACGAUUGGAAGGAGAAUUUUGUGACAUAGCUAUCGUGGUUGAAGAUGUUAAAUUCAGAGCACAUAGGUGUGUGCUUGCUGCCUGCAGUACCUACUUCAAAAAACUUUUCAAAAAACUGGAAGUUGAUAGUUCAUCAGUAAUAGAAAUAGAUUUUCUUCGUUCUGAUAUUUUUGAGGAAGUUCUCAAUUACAUGUAUACUGCAAAGAUUUCUGUUAAGAAAGAGGAUGUAAAUUUGAUGAUGUCUUCAGGCCAGAUUCUUGGUAUUCGAUUUCUAGAUAAACUCUGCUCUCAAAAACGUGAUGUAUCCAGUCCUGAAGAAAACACACAGUCCAAGAGCAAGUACUGUCUAAAAAUAAACCGUCCUAUGGGGGAACCUAAUGAUACUCAAGAUGAUGAGGUGGAAGAAAUUGGAGAUCAUGAUGACAGUCCAUCAGAUGUGACAGUGGAAGGAACUCCACCAAGUCAGGAAGAUGGAAAAUCACCUACCACUACCCUGAGAGUGCAAGAGGCAAUUCUGAAGGAGUUGGGAAGUGAAGAGGUUCGAAAAGUAAACUGCUAUGGCCAAGAAGUGGAGCCUAUGGAAACAACCGAAUCAAAAGACUUAGGAUCUCAGACCCCUCAGGCUUUGACAUUUAAUGAUGGCAUAAGUGAAGUGAAAGACGAACAGACACCAGGCUGGACCACAGCAGCUGGGGAUAUGAAGUUUGAGUAUUUGCUUUAUGGUCACAGGGAACACAUUGUAUGUCAGGCUUGUGGUAAGACCUUUUCUGAUGAAGCGCGAUUGAGAAAGCAUGAAAAGCUACACACUGCUGAUAGACCAUUUGUUUGUGAAAUGUGUACAAAGGGCUUUACCACGCAAGCUCAUUUGAAAGAGCACCUGAAAAUACAUACAGGUUACAAGCCUUACAGUUGUGAGGUAUGUGGAAAGUCUUUUAUUCGUGCACCGGAUCUAAAAAAGCAUGAAAGAGUUCACAGUAACGAGAGGCCGUUUGCAUGCCAUAUGUGUGAUAAAGCUUUCAAGCACAAGUCCCAUCUCAAAGACCAUGAAAGAAGACACCGAGGAGAGAAACCUUUUGUCUGCAGUUCCUGCACUAAAGCAUUUGCUAAGGCAUCUGAUCUAAAAAGGCAUGAGAACAAUAUGCACAGUGAAAGAAAACAAGUUACUACAGCCAAUUCCAUCCAGAGUGAAACAGAACAGUUACAGGCAGCAGCUAUGGCUGCUGAAGCAGAGCAGCAAUUAGAAACUAUAGCUUGUAGUUAAAAACUAAAGCGGGAACUUUAUCAGAAAUAAUAUAAAAAAUGACAAUGAGCAAAAUCUAUCAUUGGUAUACGUUUAGACUGAGAAUUAUCUUUUCAAGAAAACAUAUUUUUAGAGGAUUUGGAUGCCACAUAGGAACAGAUAGCAUUGCUUGGUUAAGUAUUUUAAAGCAUUUCAGAGAUGGAUAUUCUUAGAAAAUGAAACUGUUUUGUUGUCAUUAGCAGCAUAAUGCACUAAUAUCCCGAUUUAUUUGAGAAUACGAUCAAGUUCUCUAUCAAACAGGGAUCAUCACCAACUGGUGUUUUUUCAUCCUGUGUGGAAUACUGCAUACAAUGUAGACAUUUAAUUCAGUGAUUUAAGUUUGAAAACGUUGAGAUCUCAGAAAAUAACAAAGAUGGAAAGAAUAUACUUGCUUUUCAUAAUUAUGAAGGUGUUAUACCUGCGUUUUUUGAGAAACAGAUGUUGAUUCCCUAAGCUUUUUAAUUGCUCCUUUUUUCACCUAAGUAGGUGCUAGGGGUUGUACAACAAGGGUGUAAGGGGGGACGGUGAUCAAAAUGAAAUUGCUUCUUAGUCCAUUCCCUCAGAUAUCCUCUUAUUUUAAUUAAGGUGGCAAGUUUAAUUAAAUACUUGCUUUCCUGGAAAAGCCUGCAUUGUUCACAGUGGUCCUGGCUGGCAAAGCAGAAGGUCAUGGCAUUCACCAGUCCCUCUGUGGGGAAAAGAGUCUGCCUCUUUUAUUUCUGCACUCACUCUUAUGCAGGCUGCCAGAGAUGAGACAGAGCCACAAAGGAAAUAGGGUGCAGCGUGGAGGAGGCAUCUUCCUUACUUAGACCCAUCAGAAAUUAGUUAAAGCUAACACAGCCUGAGGCUGUAGUUUUUAUUAUGCAGCUUUCAGCUCACCUAACCUAGCACAGUUGCAAAGGAGUGUUUCUGGCAGCACAGGAGAAUUAGCUGUUCCGCUGAGUGACCAGGUGUCACUGCCAGACCUCUGGAGUUGCAGAGCACAGCCAUGGGCUGUUGCACACCUGCCUGCAGCGUUCAGGCUGGCCAUACGGGCUAAUAGGUUCUGCUCAAAUUUUAAAACUUCUGCCUUCUGACCCACCAUCUCUCGGCAAGUGCAAGACUUUAGUCAUCAACUUCAGUUGUUAUUGAUCCAUAAUCAGUGUUCGCUAACAGACUGUUACUUAGUUGCCUGUUUUGUUUUUUCAGGCAAGCUGGGGUAGAUGCUGCUAAUUUAACUUUUAACUCACAGAGUCAAAAUAAGUGGUCUUUGGAUUGCAGUCUUCUACAUGUAGUCAACAAUAGAAGACACAGUAACAGUGGUAAUGUAAUCCAAAGGGGUAUCGAGCCUUUAUUUUAAAUUUGUAAAUACUACAACUGUUGUCAAAACUUCAUUUGAAGUUGGAAUGGGCAAAAAAACACACCCUUGGGCAUGUGGUUGGGUAGCAUUGGUCACUUGCGAUACAUAUAGCAUAUGAAAGUGUUAGACCAGUUUCUGGUAAGUUACUGUGUGGUAGAUCACAUCUUGCUUUUUUCUAAGUAGAAAUUGAAAAUAGUGUUUUUGGAACUGUUAUAUGGAACUUUGAUUAUUGGUUGUUUUUUUUUUUUAUUUGGUUGGGUUUUUUUACAGCUUCAUUUUAUUCAUGUAUUCAUCAGGUUAAGCAGUUAUCUUAAAAUGCCAAUAGCUGUUUGAAAGCUAGUCUGUAAAUAAAACAUGAACUUAAUAUUUUAGAAAAUGUAAACUUUGGACCUUUACCGAUAUAUUUUUUUAAAAUGUUGCUUCAUUUUACAUUCAGUAAUAUUAGUUUGUAAACAAACUAUACAUUUUGUAUCUGUGCAACAUCAAAGGAUGUGUAUUCAUUGCAUUUUAUUGGUUCUCUUGAGGAACAUGAUAAAUGACCAUUGUUAAAAUGUUUUACUGUAUAUGAUCAUAGAUAUAAAAUUGGUAGGUCCAAAAUGGGAUCUACUUUUUUCUAAAUAUAUUAGUCUUGCUAUGUUUUCUUACCUAAAA